UGUUUUCCUUCAACAUUUUUACAAGCUUCGGAAGAUGGCGUGCCUCUCGGCCAGUGUGGUCUUACUCGUGGCCCUUUCCAGCACAUUUGAAUUUGGACUCGUAGCUGGUGAGAGCCUGGCGGGCAGAGGUGGCAGCACUCGGGAGCAGGAAGAACCUCUAGGACGUGCCCGCUCCUUCCAGUUUGUGCCUUCCGUGGGGCUACAGAAUAGUAAGCUACUUAAUAAAACUUGCUGUCUGAACGGAGGGACGUGCAUCCUGGGCUCUUUCUGUGCCUGUCCUCCUUCCUUCUACGGACGCAACUGUGAACGUGAUACACGAAAAGAACACUGUGGGUCUGUCCUCCAUGGCACCUGGCUGCCCAAGAAGUGUUCCCUGUGUAGGUGCUGGCAUGGUCAGCUUCACUGUUUUCCUCAGACCUUUCUACCUGGCUGUGAUGGCCAUGUGAUGGACCAGGCUGUCACAGCAUCCAGGACUCCCGGGCAAGCACCGUCUGUGCCAACCACGUUCAUGCUAGCUGGGGCCUGCCUUUUUCUGGAAAUGAAAGUAUAA
Molecule: messenger RNA, 550 nt
Organism: Psammomys obesus (fat sand rat)
Lineage: Eukaryota; Metazoa; Chordata; Mammalia; Rodentia; Muridae
Gene: Cripto
Product: teratocarcinoma-derived growth factor 1
Exons: 6
Coding region: 35-550 (171 amino acids)
Source: RefSeq, a predicted model, not a curated record